AUCUAAGAAGGGUGCACAAAAGAAGAGUCAGCUUGCCAGGAACAGGGAAGUCUAGAUGAGGACUGACAGCAGUUCCCAUCUCUUGCUUAACUUCACUGCAAUACUGAACUGGGUUUACCUUUUAAACUACAGCUUCAGACCUGAGGAGUUUUAGCACCGGUGCUGAAAAGGAUCAGAGGUCUGACAACAUCCGCCAUCACUCAGAGCACAUCGUCGACCAAUACCACAGUCCCUAAUCUGGAUUAUCACAUUGCUUGUUGGAAUAUCAUCUCGAGAGGAUCAAGCAGUUGAGGAACCCUGUAUGUAUGGACUCACAAACCAACAAUGUCCCCAUUCUGCAAGCUAAUUUUUUAAUUAAACUUCUCAGCUUUGAACUCAUCCCAGCCUCAAAAAGUCUUUCUCUCAGCCACACUGUUAAUCAUCCCGCUUGCAGUCCCUGAAACAAGGACCUGGUGGUUACAAGGCAAGGGUCAGGAGGUUACUGGGUUGAGAAACAUCGCUCAGCUCUAGAGCUCGCUUUUCAGCAUGUUUUUCAUUGACCCCAAAAGCAUUGCAUUAUAAUGCGCAAAUGGAUGCUGACAUGGAACCUUCAAAGUCUGUUCUCAGGACUCUACCUGCACGCGAUCUUUCUGUUUGGCAGCGUGUGUGUGGUCUACAGUGACUGCACCCCCGAGCAACGCACUGCCAUCAUGAACUGCUCUAAACAUGAGCGCCACACCAGGAACUAUGAUUACAUGGAGGGAGGAGAUGUGCGUAUUCGACAGCUGUUCAGCCGCACGCAGUGGUUCCUCACGAUUGAUGACUCUGGCAACAUUACGGGAACUCAAGAUCCUACCAACUGUUACAGUAUCCUGGAGAUCAGAACGGUGUCUGAGGGGCCCAUACUGGCCAUCAAAGCUGUAAAGAGCCAGUAUUAUAUCUGCAUGAGUAAGGCUGGACAUCUGCAAGCCAAGAAGACCUACAAUAAAAACUGCGACUUUAAGGAGGGUUUCCUAGAGAACCACUACAAUGCUUAUUCCUCUGCAAAGUGGACUGAUAAAGAAAUGUUCAUAGCUCUGUCUCAGAGGGGAAGGCCAUUGAGGGGGAAGAGGACCAGGAAGGAACACAUAGCAUCUCACUUCAUCCCAAUGAAAUGCUGGGACGAGGAGAGGAGAGUGGAGUGAACAACGUAAAGAUUUGUCACAAACUGUGUGAUUUAGGUCACAUAUAUGUAUAUCAUAACAGACACAUGUGGUCUCAUAACUAGCAUCCACUCUCCUAAUAUUCGAAACAACUACAAUCCCCAUCAUACAAGAUACUGAUAUCCCAAACUAUGGAAGCAUGACUAAAAUUAUUUUUGUAUUUUUUGUUGUUUUGAAGUAAAUACUAUAAAUUGCUAUACAGCAGAAGUAUUUUCUUACCAAACCAUAAAAUGAUCAGCAUACAGUCUGGACUGUAUUCUUUACAGAUGAUUUACCACCAAGCUGCCAGAUGAGGAGAUGUAUUUAAUCAAAUAGGUUGAGAGGGGAUAGUUGGUUUGACCAAAAAGCGCUGAAGCAAGCUGGCCUUGUCUUUACCUUCUACUACAACAGAUACAUUCAUACAGAGCUGAAAUACAGGUCCUUCUCAAAAUAUUAGCAUAUUGUGAUAAAGUUCAUUAUUUUCCAUAAUGUCAUGAUGAAAAUUUAAC
Messenger RNA from Girardinichthys multiradiatus, 1669 nucleotides. RefSeq names its product fibroblast growth factor 7 (gene fgf7). The transcript is spliced from 4 exons. The record is from RefSeq and is a predicted model, not a curated record. Gene Ontology annotation, cellular component: cytoplasm. Lineage: Eukaryota; Metazoa; Chordata; Actinopteri; Cyprinodontiformes; Goodeidae. Bases 561 to 1163 code for a protein of 200 amino acids. Gene Ontology annotation, molecular function: growth factor activity; type 2 fibroblast growth factor receptor binding. Gene Ontology annotation, biological process: lung development; animal organ morphogenesis; positive regulation of peptidyl-tyrosine phosphorylation.